UCAAAAGUGUUUAUGGCAAAACUUGAAUUUGAAUUUUAUAAAAAUAAAACAAUUAUGAAUAUAAUAAAGUCUUAAGGCUAUACAAAUAUUAAAGUAGUUCUUUUCAGAUUUAUUUUUUAAGUUAAAGUGGCUUAAAUAUGCCUAAAGAACAAUAUCGUGAAACAUAUGUCGGUAGAAAGAUAUCACAAGUCACCUUCAAUGUGGACAGUGCAUCAGAUAUUCAGUUAGCUGCAAACAUACAAGUGAUAACCAAAAACUUAUAUGCUCAGGAUGGGCUAAGAGUGCCAGCUAGCUAUGGAGUCCUUGAUAGGCGCAUGGGGACGAAUCAAAAAGAUGCCAAUUGUGAAACGUGUGGCCUGGGUCUGGCAGACUGUGUGGGCCACUAUGGGUACAUCGAGCUUGCCUUACCUGUAUUCCAUGUGGGCUAUUUCCGAUCCAUUAUCACUAUCCUACAGACUAUUUGUAAGAACUGCGCAAAGGUCAUGCUUCCCGAAACACUGAAGAAGUCAUAUCGCCGCAAAUUCGCAAAUCCCGAAAUUUCUUACCUACAUAAGAAGAAUUUACGAGCAGCUGUCCUGAAGAAGGCAAAGACAUGCACCAAAUGUCCUCACUGCGAGUCCAUUAACGGUGUGGUUAAGAAGAGUUCUGCUGGCAUCUUAAAGAUUGUUCACGAGAAGUAUAGGAAUAAGAAAUCAAGUGAUCCAUUAGUCAGGAGUGUGCUGAGUGAGUUCAAUGAGGCGAAAGAAGCUAAUAAGGAGCUGGCUUCAAUGCUAAGUUCUGGUAACAUUGUUAUUGAAAUGAAUCCACUGGAGGUCCUCAGCCUAUUCCGGCGGAUUCCGGAACAAGACAUUCCACUCUUGGGCAUGAACGUGAAGAGCUCCAGGCCCGAGGAUCUGAUCCUCACGCGGCUGCCCGUACCCCCGCUCUGUAUCAGACCCAGUGUAGCAUCCGAUAUUAAGGCUGGCACCAACGAAGACGAUCUGACCAUGAAGCAGUCCGAGAUCCUGUUGAUCAACGACGUGAUAGCGCGCCACGUGGCCAGCGGCGGCAAGUCGGAGCUGGUGCAAGAGGACUGGGACUACCUGCAGCUGCACUGCGCUCUCUAUAUAAAUAGCGAGAUGUCCGGCAUACCGCUGUCUAUGCAGCCGAAAAAACCUGGGCGGGGUCUAGUCCAGCGUCUCAAGGGCAAACAGGGCAGGUUCCGGGGCAACCUGUCGGGCAAGCGCGUCGACUUCUCCAGCAGAACCGUCAUAUCCCCGGAUCCCAACUUGCAGAUACAGGAGGUGGGCGUGCCGGUGCACGUGGCGCGCACGCUCACGUACCCGGAGCGCGUGUUCCCGGCGAACCUGCGCUGGCUGCGCGCGCUCGUGUGCGCCGGCCCGGACGCGCACCCCGGCGCCAACUACGUGCAGCAGCGCGGCCUCGCGCACAAGAAGUACCUCAAAUACGGGAACAGGGAGAAGAUCGCGCAGGAGCUUAAGUGCGGCGACAUAGUAGAGCGCCAUCUGGUGGACGGUGACGUGGUGCUGUUCAACCGGCAGCCGUCGCUGCACAAGCUGUCCAUCAUGUGUCACCGCGCUAAGGUCCAGCCGCAGAGGACCUUCAGAUUCAACGAGUGCGUGUGCACACCGUACAAUGCGGAUUUCGAUGGGGACGAGAUGAACAUGCACCUGCCGCAGACCGAGGAGGCGAGGGCGGAGGCGCUCAUACUUAUGGGAAACAAAUCGAACCUGGUGACGCCACGGAACGGCGAGCUCCUGAUAGCAGCUACUCAGGAUUUCAUCACCGGCGGCUACCUCAUCACCCAGCGCGACUCGUUCUUCACCCGCGAGGAGGCGCAGCAGCUGGCCAGCUGCCUGCUCGCCGGGCCGGACGCCAACAUGCGAGUGGACAUGCCCCCCCCAGCCGUGCUGAAGCCCAGGCGGCUGUGGACGGGGAAGCAGAUUUUCAGUUUAAUAAUGAAGCCGAAUAAAGAGUGCAAGGUGAUGGCCAACUUGGAGACAAAAGGCAAGAACUACACCAGCAAUAAGGACAUGUGCGUGCAGGAUUCUUACGUGAUAAUUCGCAAUUCUGAACUGCUCUGCGGCUCCAUGGACAAGAGCACCCUGGGCUCCGGCACCAAGACCAGCAUUUUCUACAUACUGCUAAGGGAUUGGGGGGAGGAGUAUGCUGUUAGGGGAAUGUGGAGAUUAGCCCGUAUGGCGUCCUACUAUAUGAUGAAUCGCGGCUUUAGUUUUGGCAUUAUCGACGUAACGCCGGGCAAGAAACUUAUAGAGGCCAAGAACAAAUUGCUGGAGUCUGGCUACUCCAAAUGUGACGGUUACAUCCUGGAGAUGGAGAAGGGCACCCUGCAGUGCCAGCCGGGCUGCAGUAUGGAGGAGACCCUCGAAGCUGUGAUGCUGAGUGAGCUGAGCAGCAUCAGAGAGUUGGCAGCCAAGGCGUGUUUCAGAGAAUUACAUCCAACGAAUGCGCCACUUAUUAUGGCUCAAAGCGGAUCUAAAGGUUCAAACAUUAACAUCUCCCAGAUGAUCGCGUGCGUGGGCCAGCAGGCGUUGAACGGGAAACGAGUGCCGAAUGGCUUCGAAGAUAGAUCUCUACCACAUUUCGAGAGACACUCAAAGAUUCCAGCGGCGCGUGGCUUCGUCGAGAACAGUUUCUACACCGGCCUAACGCCGACUGAGUUCUUCUUCCACACGAUGGGAGGUCGCGAGGGUCUCGUGGACACUGCCGUUAAGACCGCCGAGACGGGCUAUUUGCAGAGGAGGCUCGUUAAGUCGCUGGAGGACCUGGUGCUGCAGUACGACAUGACGGUGCGCAACGCGACGGGCGAGGUGGUGCAGUUCCAGUACGGCAGCGACGGGCUGGACCCCAGCUGCAUGGAGGGGCGCGACCGGCCCGCCGACCUGCCGCGCGUGCUCGCGCACGUGCGCGCGCUCUGCCCCGCCAGAGACGAAGAGCCCCUGGAUGCAGACAGGAUCAUGGAAGCGGCCGAAGAAACCCUCGCUUUGGAUGACUUCAAGACCUGCACCCAAGAGUUCAAAGCUGAGCUAUUGUCAUUCCUCAAAACGAUAUCGUGCAAAGUGCGCAACCUGCGCAUGCGCUACGCGUCGUGCGGCGCGCUGGCGCUGCAGCUGGAGCGGCUCACGCUGCCGCAGCUCGUGCGCUUCCUGCGCGUCUGCCACGACAAGUACCAGCGCAGCGUCAUCGAGCCCGGCACCGCCGUCGGCGCGCUCGCCGCGCAGAGUAUCGGCGAGCCCGGCACCCAAAUGACCCUGAAGACGUUCCAUUUCGCUGGCGUGGCCUCCAUGAACAUAACCCAGGGUGUGCCCCGGGUGAAGGAGAUCAUCAACGCGAGCAAGAACAUAUCGACGCCGAUCAUCACCGCGGAGCUGACGCAGCCGCACGACCAGGAGUUCGCGAGGAGGGUCAAGGGGCGGGUGGAGAAGACUACGCUGGGAGAGAUAACUACAUACAUAGAAGAGGUCUACUUGCCCACGAGUUGCUUCCUCCUGAUACGGCUGGAUGCGGAGCGAAUCAGAUUACUCUGCUUGGAAGUGAACGUGCACUCUAUUGUUUAUUCGAUAUGCACGUCCAAACUGAAAAUAAAACCGAGCAACAUAGAGGCAGUGUCGGAGUGGGCGAUCAAGGUGUACGCGGAGGGCGGCAAGCACGGCGGCUGGCUCAACGUGGCGCUGCAGCAGCUCGCGCGCCAGCUGCCCGCCGUCGCCGUCAAGGGGCUGCCCAAGGUGUCCAGGGCGGUCAUAGCCUGCGAAGAUUCCGGACCACAACCUAGAUAUAAGCUCUGCGUUGAAGGCGAGGGGCUGAGAGAUGUGAUAGCGACGUACGGCGUUGAAGGAACCAAGACCACUUCUAACAAUAUUCUGGAGGUGUACCAGACGCUCGGCAUCGAGGCGGCCGUGACGACGAUCAUCAGCGAGAUCCAGGGCGUGAUGGCCGGCCACGGCAUGAGCGUGGACCGGCGCCACGUGGCGCUGCUCGCCGCGCAGAUGUGCGCGCGCGGCGAGCUGCUCGGCAUCACGCGCUACGGGCUCGCGCGCAUGAAGGACUCCGUGCUCAACCUGGCCAGCUUCGAAAAAACGGCGGACCACUUGUUCGACGCGGCGUACUACGGCCAGCGGGACAACAUCGAGGGUGUCUCCGAGUGCAUCAUCCUCGGAGUACCAGCGGCCAUUGGAACUGGUCUUCUGCAGUUGCUGCAUCAGCACCCGCACCAGAAACACCAGAAUACAAAUAAAUUGUUGUUUGAUGACCCGGAGUUGCAUACUUCGAUAUGGGAGUGAUCUAGUGUUUUGGAAAUAAAUUAUUUUGUUAAA
This is a messenger RNA of Zerene cesonia (dogface butterfly), 4334 nucleotides long. RefSeq names its product DNA-directed RNA polymerase III subunit RPC1 (gene Polr3A). The record is from RefSeq and is a predicted model, not a curated record. Gene Ontology annotation, biological process: DNA-templated transcription. The coding region runs from base 138 to 4301 and encodes 1387 amino acids. Gene Ontology annotation, molecular function: DNA-directed RNA polymerase activity; DNA binding. The transcript has 28 exons. Lineage: Eukaryota; Metazoa; Arthropoda; Insecta; Lepidoptera; Pieridae.